AACAAAUUCCUGGUGAAGCAGCUGAGAUCCAUGUGACUUUUUAAAGAUGGCGUUUAUUAAAGAGGAGAGCGAAGACUUCAGGAUUGAAGAAGUGUUCAGUCUCAAACGGGAAUGUACCGAGACACGAAUAGACUUGUUGGCGCCGAAAGAGCAGAAUGAAGAUGUGAAUGAAAACGACUGUUUCACAACCGAAGGGAAAUCUUUUAGUUCGCAGCCCGAGGAGGCUUCCACGCAAAAAAGCGAUCCGAAAGCGCACUUAAUUUGCCAGCAGUGUGGAAAGAGCUUUGCACGGAAGAGCAGUCUCAAGAUCCACUCGAGAAUUCACACCGGAGAGACGGCGUUGGCGUGCGGUCGGUGUUUAAAACGUUUUGCACAAGAAGAAACCUUUUACACUCACAUGAGUCUCCACGCCGGAGGAAGCCCUCACGUCUGCGAACUCUGCGGAAUAACCUUGAAACGAAAAGGAAAUCUUAAGAGUCACAUGAGAAGUCACACUGGAGAGAAACCGUUCGCGUGCGAUCAGUGUAAAAAACGGUUCACGCGUAAAGGAAGCCUCAGUAAGCACGCCAGGAUUCAUUUAAGAGAGAGCCGUUUCGUGUGUCAUCUGUGUGCAGUGGGUUUCGAAGACAUGAAACGACUUAAAAGGCACCUGGUAACUCACAUCGGACGGAAGCCUUUUCUGUGUCACCGGUGCGGAAAGGCCUUCACGCACGAAGGAAACCUUAAGAGUCACGUAAGAAUUCACACCGGAGAGAAGCCUUUCAGCUGCCCACAGUGCGGAGUCGGUUUCACUGAAAAAAGAAGCCUCACGGACCACGUGAGAAUCCACACCGGAGAGAAACCUUUCACCUGCCAAGAGUGCGGAAAGAGUUUCACUCGGAAAGGAAGCCUCAAGGUCCACAUGAGAAUCCACAACAGCGAGAAACCUUUCUCCUGCUCGCUGUGCGAGAAGAGGUUCAGACAUAAAAGAACGCUUAACAUCCACGCCAGAGUCCACACCGGAGAAAGACCUUUCCCGUGUCUCCAGUGCGAAAAGAGAUACGCGAAACGCGUCGAUCUGAAAAGGCACGCACGGUCUCAUUCUGACAAGAAGCUGGCCGGAUGCGCAGAGUGCGGGAAGACGUUUAAAAAAAGAGGCAGCUUCGAGAAGCACGUGUGCCUUCACUCUGGAGAGGUUAGGGUACCUUUGGGUCCUUGAACCACGUAAACAGCGGAGUCUACGAAGAAAAAAGUGUUAGUUCGUUCAAAUAUGAAAAUUAGCCUGCUUUACUCGACUCUAAAGCAGAUUCCGUUAUUCCGUAUCCUAAAACUGUGGUUUGUAUAGUCUCUAAAUUCACUGAAAUAUAAUGUCCUCAUAUGAGGACACGGGGUCUUGGGAGGUUAAGAGCAAGUCAGUUCAGAUACAAGUCAUAUUCAAGAACGUUUAUUUGUUGGAUGUUUAUGACGU
This is a messenger RNA of Puntigrus tetrazona (Sumatra barb), 1447 nucleotides long. RefSeq names its product gastrula zinc finger protein XlCGF8.2DB-like. The transcript is spliced from 2 exons. Gene Ontology annotation, molecular function: DNA-binding transcription factor activity, RNA polymerase II-specific; RNA polymerase II cis-regulatory region sequence-specific DNA binding. Lineage: Eukaryota; Metazoa; Chordata; Actinopteri; Cypriniformes; Cyprinidae. The record is from RefSeq and is a predicted model, not a curated record. Bases 47 to 1198 code for a protein of 383 amino acids. Gene Ontology annotation, biological process: regulation of transcription by RNA polymerase II.